UGUUUUGAAUAAUAAAAACAAAAUAUUCUGGAAACGCCGUAUCAGAUAUUGUCGGGAAUGAAGGACAUUUUUUGGAGAUGUCAUCAAUAUGAAAUCUUAAAAUAAAAUAUGGUAACAUAAUGUGGGCCGUAAUUUAGUAUAAAUACCCUCUCUGAAAACAUGAUAAUUAUGAACCUGUUUCAGUUCACAAAGAAACUGUUUAGUUAUUUUAAAAAUGGCUCUUUUCUAUUUGAUUUCGUUAUACGGAGCUUUUCAAAUUGCUUUUGGAGGUGAGCCCAUAGUCAACUGCCCAGCACCCCGGUCACCUGAUCAUGGUCAAACUUUUCUGUAUCAAGAUGGAAGGGUGGUGAAGUAUGUUUGUGAACCCGGCUAUGUACUUUAUGGUAAAGAAUUCGUACGCUGCGUUGAUGGUAAAUGGGAAGAUGAGAUCACCACGUGCUUGAAAAUAGACGAAAAUGGUGACCUGGAAGAACCAUCAGACGAAAUGCUUCAAAUGACUCCUCCCCUUCCACCUCCCAGACCAUUGUUCAGCUGGGGUAAUGAAGAAGAAAUCGAUGAAAAAGAACAAAAUUCGACGUCUGAUGACGAAAUGCCCAUGAGUGACGAAGCUCGUCUAAGAAUGGUAAUGUAUCCUAGACGUCGUGCUCGAAUUGUCACAACGCGUGUACGUCCCGCAAGAAUUAACAGUGCAUCGGAAUUGGAAGAUGAAGAGAAGAAAAGAUCUAAUUCAAAGAAGGAAACUUCGGCAACAACAAUACAUCUAGAAGGACCACCUUCAUCAAUCUUUGUCAGGAGAACUCUAAUUCCAGGAAAAGUGGCCAGCCAAGAGCAAUCUCUCAACCAACAAUACAGAACAGCUACAGUACGCAUGACAGUUGAAGAAAAAGAAGAUCCUGAACAUGUACAAGUUGUUGCCUUGCCAAGAGCUGCUGUUGCUCAGAAUGAUAAGGGAGAAGACCAGUUGAGGCAAAUGUACUGGUGGGCUGCUCAAAACUACCACCAAAACUAUCAAAACUAUCCCAGACAAGCCUCCCUGGUGGAAUACAGAAGUGGAAGUCCUGUAGCAAUGACACUCAGUGAAUCUCAAAUAGCUUGGAUCAACAGCUUGCACCCAGAUUUAAGGGAUCAGUACUUGAGGGAUUUGUAUGUUGUGAGGGCUGAAGAGGCAGUUGAGGGAGCAAGAGCACAAGCAUUUUUGAGAAGAUACGAAGAUGCUUAUCUGUACCCAUACUUGAUCAGGCAACCUGUUUCUGUCGUACGAGAUCCAGUUUCAGUUUAUGAUUAUUCCUGCAAUCAAGCUGGAUCCCAAUUUGUAACAGCUCCCAAACUUCCCAAUGCUCACAUAGCUCGUUAUGACAGAAGACAAAAUCCUAAUACACCACGAAAUCACUAUUUGAGUGCCGUAUAUAGAUGCAACCCUGGCUUCGUCAUGAUCGAUCCUAGGUUCACUGAGCUACACUGUAGCAGAAGAAGUUGGGUCGGCACUGAGCCCAUAUGUAUUCCAAGAUCCUGAAUUACAGUACAAGAAUUUUUCUAGAAAUUGGAGAUGAAAGGAAGCUACCCUUUUUCAACGCACAAUCUCUGCUUACGGUUUGAUAUAUAUUAUUAAGCACUAUAAUAUAUAUUAUGUUUUGUAAAUGCUUUUGUGAGAUAUACUAGUGGUGUAUUUUUUAAAUAAUGACUCUAAAUAAAUGUACAUAAUAUUUUACUUAAAAUGUUGCUUUCGAAACAGAAAUUUUUUUUAUGUAAAUAAAUUACAAAUAAUUACAAAAUUUGGUUAGGAUUUUCAAUAAUGUUAACUUUUUUCUGCUUAAAAGUUCUUCUUAACGUAAAAAUUUUAUUUGUGGUGAUAAAAAUUAACGCAAAAUGGUUAAUGGAAUGCAAUGAAUAUUAUUAAAUUAUUAUAAUAUGAGUAACUCAGCUAACUAUAAUAUGACUUUACGAAUGACUCUUUAUUUUGAUAGUUUCUUUUAUUAAGAAAAUAAUGUUAAUACUUAUAUUUUAUUUUGUAAAUAUAGAUGUAUAAAAAGUUUGUCUAUAUAAUAACUCAAAAGAAUAACAAUUUAAAUAGAUUUAUUUGAAAACGAUUAUCUUUUUUGUCAAACAUAUGGUUUAAUUUUUGUAAAAGAUUGUUUAUGAAUGUAUAUAGAGCUUUGUAUUUUUUGCGUAUUAAAAAUAAGAUAUGUUUUCUGUGUAAAUAUUGCAAUCAAUAAAUGAAUAAGCAUUAAAA
This is a messenger RNA of Parasteatoda tepidariorum (common house spider), 2230 nucleotides long. RefSeq lists its product as uncharacterized. The record is from RefSeq and is a predicted model, not a curated record. NCBI's taxonomy places the organism in Eukaryota, Metazoa, Arthropoda, Arachnida, Araneae, Theridiidae.